This is a messenger RNA of Hansenula ciferrii, 2796 nucleotides long. RefSeq names its product kinesin motor protein CIN8 (gene CIN8). The transcript has a single exon. The coding region runs from base 1 to 2796 and encodes 931 amino acids. Gene Ontology annotation, biological process: mitotic spindle assembly; microtubule-based movement. Gene Ontology annotation, molecular function: microtubule binding; ATP binding; plus-end-directed microtubule motor activity. Gene Ontology annotation, cellular component: nucleus; spindle microtubule. NCBI's taxonomy places the organism in Eukaryota, Fungi, Ascomycota, Saccharomycetes, Phaffomycetales, Wickerhamomycetaceae. The record is from RefSeq and is a predicted model, not a curated record.
AUGAGCGCAGAAAAUGAAAAUAUUCAAGUUGUUGUGCGGUGCAGAGGUAGAAAUGCUAAAGAAACCAGUAUAAAGAGCGCAGUUGUGGUUCACGUUAAGGACGAUGAAGGACAAGAUGUUGUUUUGAAUCCAUCAAAUGAAACUGGUGUUGCUGCACAAUUGACAUCCAAAACGUAUACAUUUGAUAAAGUCUUUGGUCCAGGAUCUGAUCAACAAGCUAUCUUUAAUAAAGCUGCCAUUCCAUUGUUUAAUGAUUUUUUAAAAGGUUAUAAUUGUACAAUGCUAGUAUAUGGUAUGACUUCUACUGGUAAAACAUACACAAUGUCUGGUAUAGAUGAGUUGACGGAUGGUGCUUUAAACGAAAAAGCAGGUAUUAUACCUAGAGUGCUUUUCAAGUUAUUUGAAGUAUUGAAUGAAUCUAAAGAAAAUGUGGAUAAUGAUUAUGUUGUUAAAUGUUCAUUUGUUGAAAUCUAUAACGAAGAAUUGAAAGAUUUACUCACAGAUGACACAAAUAAAAAACUUCGAAUUUUUGAUCAAAAAUCAUCAUCAUCCACAACAACUGGAACAACAAGCCCCAGCUUUGGCCAACAAACCAAUAAAUCAACCAUUGUGAUACAGAAUCUAGAGGAAGUUUUAAUCAAAGAUGCAAAACAUGGUAUCAAAACAUUACAAAAAGGACUAAAAAUAAGGCAAGUUGCAUCAACAAAGAUGAAUGAUGUGUCAAGUAGGUCUCAUACUAUUUUCACAUUAAGUUUAUACAAAAAAAUAGGGCCAAGUGAAAUCUUCAGAAUAUCCAAGAUGAACUUGGUGGAUCUUGCAGGCUCUGAAAAUAUAAGUAGAUCAGGAGCUGUGAACAUGAGAGCUAAAGAGGCAGGAUCUAUCAAUCAAAGUUUGUUAACGUUAGGAAGAGUUAUUAAUUUACUUGUGGAGAAAAACCAACAACAUAUACCAUAUAGAGAAUCAAAGCUUACAAGAAUACUUCAGGAUUCAUUGGGUGGUAGAACCAAGACAUGCUUAAUUGCAACGGUCUCACCUGCUAAAAUCAACUAUGACGAGACUUUGAGCACUUUGGAAUAUGCAAACAAGGCAAAAAGUAUUGAAAAUAAACCACAAAUAGGCUCAACAUUAGGCAAAGAAAUUUUAGUGAAAGAAUUAAGUACUGAACUUGCAAAAAUGAAAGCUGAUCUUAUUGCAACCAGAAUGAGAGAUGGUAUCUAUAUGAACAAUGAAAAUCAUGAAGAAUUUAUGAAUGAUAUACAAGAAUAUAAAACUGAAGUUAGUGAAACUAAAAGAACAUCAGAGCUUCUAAGGAAGCAAAAUGAUCAGCUUAAAAAGAAGGCAACAGCUUUAGAGUCACAAAAUAACGAAUAUCUGACGCUUAUCAACACAUUGAAUGCUACAGUGGAUAGUCUCCAUAAUAAGAUUGAUAAACAAAAAGAACAAGAGCAGCAAUUUAGUGUUUCAUCUUCCAAGUUUAAAAUGCUCAUAAAAGAGAUCAAUAAUAAUUUAUCAGUGUUCAAAAAGUAUGAAGGUGAAGCCAAAUCAGAAGUUGAAAAAAUAACGAAUGUAAACAUUAACAACAUAAUUGAAAAAAUUGAGAAAACAAUAAGUGCUAAUAUUUCACCACAAGAGGUUUCACCAAUAGUGGCUUCUAUACAAAAAGAUUUUAACCAAAUGAUUGUUGACUUACAAAGAUCCACAUAUGAUGCAUGUAAGAAUGUCGGUGAUACAAUAUUAUCGAAAUUUCCUCAUUUAUUUGACGAUUUUGAAAACAACAUAUCUCAGUUGAAAGCAAUAAUUAAAAAGUAUGAAGAAUAUGUUAAUGACGAAUUUUCAAAACUAUCGAAACAUAAUAAUGACCUAAAAUCACAUCUUAAUGAAUCACUUUUCAUGAAUCAUGACGCUUAUUUGACUUCAGUUAUCGGUGAUGUUAACACUAAGAUUGAAAACGAUUCAAAUGAUUUACUCAAUAAAUUUGUUGACUUGAUUAGAGAGCAAAAUGCAAAACAACAAAAGACGCUAGUUGAUAGUAUACGAUCAGUUAAUAAAGAAGUUAUCACAAUUGAAAAAGCACAAUUACUCCCUGUUCAAAACGAAUGGGAAAAAGCUACACGUGACAUAAUCAAUAGCUGUGAUUACAAUACAAACAAGUUGGUCAGAGAUCAUGAUACAGAAUUACAAAAAGUCUCAAAAUCACUCAAAGAAACAAAUAAACUGACAAGUCUGUCUAAAGAUGCCAUUAAUGAAGAGUUACAAAAUGUUAAUAAUGUCACUACAACUUUCAAAAAUAAUAACUCAAUUGACAACAAUUUAAACCUCAUAAAAAGAAAAUUUUCAGAAAUGCAGGAUCAAAAUUGUAUUUUAAUAAAAGGGCUAAGCUCAAAUAAGGAUGAUGUUUUAGAAAUUGGUGAUCAAUUGAAGGAGAAGAUCAUUAAUAACGAUGACAUUACUGGACUAGAAAUUAAGGAUGUAAGCAAGGUAUUGAGUGAACUGGAUUCCAGUGAAAAAGAGAUAAAGAAAGCAUUUUUACCUACAGGGAAGACACCAAUUAGGCAACAGCUAAAGAUACCAAAAAAGCUGGACGAGAUUUCUGCAGAGUCAUUGAAUAGAUCACCUCCAAAGUUUCAACUGAUUGGUCAAAGAUUUAGUGAACCAAGUAAUGAUUUGAGAAUUGAAAAUAAAGAAAAUGUUCUCUCCAAUAAACGAAAGAUAACACCAACAGGGCAUGAUUUAUCCAAGAGACCAAAACUAAGCACAGGAGGAAAAAUACCACUUAGAAGAAACAAUAGAAAUUAG